This is a messenger RNA of Colletotrichum karsti, 1026 nucleotides long. RefSeq lists its product as uncharacterized. The coding region runs from base 1 to 1026 and encodes 341 amino acids. The transcript has 3 exons. Lineage: Eukaryota; Fungi; Ascomycota; Sordariomycetes; Glomerellales; Glomerellaceae. The record is from RefSeq and is a predicted model, not a curated record.
AUGGUUACGACAUGUCCUACCACCGGGCAGACCUCAGGUGAACAGGUGGUUCCAUGGACCUUGCCAAACCACGGCAGCAUACCUGAGCCUUCCGCCCCUGGCAAAGCCUCGGAGCUGACGGCCCCCUUGAUGUUCUACGAUCUCUACAAUCAGCUGUGGAAUCUGCGGCAGAAGCAGCAAGAUGUCAACGAAGAGAUGAACGGAAAAGAGAAGCAAAGCUUGGCCUCACAGGCCAAGUUCGACGCCGAAAUCCAACGCCUCACCCAACAACUGAGCAAUGACACCCGUCUACUGGGACUCAGAAUCCAGCAGCUGGAGCAGUCGGCGGAACAGAGGAUCAAGGUCUUGCAGGACCGGAUUGACAUGUAUACUCAGACUGCCUUGUCGUUUGGGGCAAACAUGAGCGACGUGAAAGUUUCUGAGAGCCAGCGUCAGAAUGAGAUGGCUUCUAGCUUGACCAUGGCUCCCAAGCUGGUGAACUCGAGGCACGAAAGACAUGCCAACAUUGAAGGCAACCAGUCUAUGGGCAAGCGGCAAAGGGGGAACGAGCUCUCGAAGGCCCCCGAAUCCGAACACUCACCACCCGGACCCUUCAAGCGUCAGAGAAAAGCUACGUCGAAGGCUGCGAAGCUUGACGAGCCAAAUCGGUCGCGUGAACCUCUCAAACGUCAGAAACAACCGGCUAAGUCUGGUCAACCAUCUCCCACCAACGCUCGCCAGAAGACCGUCAAAAGUCGUUUUGCCGAGUACAGAAGGCUGCAGAAAGCAGCCGAAGAGCAUUACCAGCGAUCGGGGUCCAAGAAUUACGCGACGACUCGAUCCACUCUGUACAGCUUCAUAGAUAGCAUUUCUGACAAGGACAUCUCCACGACACUACAGCAAGCACUCAUCAGAGAGAUGCCUGACAGUUUUCGCGAAGGAAGGUCACAUCGUGCUGGACGCAAUGUUGUCGCUUUCGCCAAGUUCGCCUGGGAAGAUGUGCGCCGAAUCGCCGACUCAAUUGCACCUAACGGCGAAGGCAACUGA